Messenger RNA from Esox lucius (northern pike), 1708 nucleotides. It is a transcript of the gene dbndd1, whose product is annotated as dysbindin domain containing 1. Lineage: Eukaryota; Metazoa; Chordata; Actinopteri; Esociformes; Esocidae. The transcript has 5 exons. The coding region runs from base 363 to 833 and encodes 156 amino acids. Gene Ontology annotation, biological process: negative regulation of protein kinase activity. Gene Ontology annotation, cellular component: cytoplasm. The record is from RefSeq and is a predicted model, not a curated record.
GUGUCAACCGGCAGGUGUCCCUCGCUCUGAAGUCUAGCAGUCACACGAGACUAUUAGUAAACCUAAUAUUAUCCCAAUAUCUACAUGCAGAAAAUUGGAGACCCUGGAUAAAAAGGCAGCGCACCAGAGCGGCACGCAGUGUAUUGAGCAGGCUGGGGUCUUGAGAUUGGUUUGAGCAGGGAUGAGUACCCGGCAGUAAGGAAAAGAACGGUAGAGGUAUAAAGGACCAAAUACCUAUACGGAUGCUGUGGAGAGCAAGAGUCGACACAAAUCUCUCUCUCCUUCCUUCCAUCUCUCUCGCUGUCACUCUCACCACUUCCAUGCUCCCGUGGUAGAUAGCACAGCACUCUCGGCUCAGCUGCAUGGAGGCACAAGGAGGGGCAGGUAGCCCAGAAACCAAUAAAGACAUCCAAAAGUUGCUGAAGCCUUCCAGCUCAGGGGACCUGUCCAAGGAGUUGUACCACCACCAGUUGGGGGAGGAGGAGGGGGGGCUCCCAGGACACACUGCUGGCCUGCUGCACGUCACAGAGAGGAGGCAGCCUCUGAGCAGCGUUUCCUCCCUGGAGGUUCACUUUGACCUCCUGGACCUUACGGAGCUGACUGAUAUGUCUGACCAGGAGCUGGCUGAGGUGUUCGCUGACUCCGAUGAGGAGAACCACAACGAAUCACCAGCAGGCCACCACCAGCCACCACUGCCCAGGGGAGGAUACAUGCGCUCGCCCUCAUGGACCCGUUGCAGCAAGGCCGAGCCCCCAAGGGAGAGGAAGCACCACAGCGACUCUGACACCACCGCAGAGCCCUUAAUGAAGCUGGAGAGGCCUAAGCAGCCCUGAGGGCCUGGAGGUCUCAGGGGAGGCCCAGGGUCUGGAGAAAGAGGAGCCCAGAAUGAACACACCGAGAGCGGGUGCAGAGAUCACACUAACUGCCCUGGCACUCAGACAUCCAUGGUCAUGGAGGAAAUCUGAACUGAGCUGUCAACGCUGUGCACUGUAUUAUAAAGGAAACAUAAACGAUGGCUGUGAGUGAAGUACACACACACUCGCAGACACACACCAAAUUACAGACACAUAUCUGUAGAAUCACACACACACACACACGCGUACUGAUUGUGUUUUCCACACAAGGGGUUCCUGUGGCACAAACUGGAGGGCCAGUGUGCUUGGGGUGUUUGUUUGGUCGGACCAGCAGGGUAUGAGGCUGACCCAGUGGCCAGGCCUGCAGCAUCUUCGAGUAGGACAGUGGGCUUGGAGGGGUGGGACACACCCUGACAACUAUGGAACCCUUGCCGACAAAUAAUGACAUAGCGAGGUCAGGUUAUGGAAAAUACCCACUAAGUAUGCUAACAGAUGACUGAAACAUGUUGGUCAAUAUGGGAAAAUAAGGCAAUUUGUUAAUGUCUUUUGUAAUUAGAAUAAGAGUCUGAGCUGAAUUUAUUGCAUAUUUUUCUGCCUUAAAGUGGCAAGGGCCAUCUGCUUUUCCACUGAUUGACGUUUGAGUUCUUGGUCGGUCAUAAUUGUUUCUUUUCAUCUUGUCUCUCAUCUUUCCCUUUCUCUCUGCCUAAGAGGAAACCAGUGUGGCCCCAGUAUACUAAAUGUAUUUGCAGAUGAGCAGUGCCGAACACCCCUUCUUACCAACAUCACAUUUAAAAAACGGGAUCUACUCCUAUGCCAAACCAGGGGAAGUGGGGAUGGGUGCUGACAAAAAUAAA